Messenger RNA from Salmo salar (Atlantic salmon), 7583 nucleotides. NCBI's taxonomy places the organism in Eukaryota, Metazoa, Chordata, Actinopteri, Salmoniformes, Salmonidae. The record is from RefSeq and is a predicted model, not a curated record.
AAGGCUGCUGUUGUCAGUCUGUGCCUGCUAGUGUGAGAGAGAGCAUCUGGGUUAACUACAACACAGCCAGUAAUGGUGCUGUAAUUGCAGCUUUCUUUCUCUUCCUCUUUUUUCUUUCUUUCACUUUGUCUGGUUCCUGGUUCCCCCUCCCUCACAGCGGCAUUCAGAUGCAUCACGAUGUCAGCGGUGGCUCCCCUGCAGUAAGCAGACAAAGGUUAUGCUGCCCAAAAGCUGUCUGAGUCGAAGUGAGGAAGAAAAGGGCUAAAGCCACAUUUCUCCCUUACCCGGUUUGCUCUCCAGACAGAGCCACAGCAGUUGCAUCCAUCCCACAGAGAAGAGGAGCCAUGAGCAACUCCAACACACCCAGCAAUGUCACAGACGCCAUGGACUCAGUCAUCCACAACCCGGAGGCGCCGUCAGCCUCAACCCUGCGAGGGGCGCAGCGGGCGGAUGAGGAGGAUGAAGGGGACCUGAACAAAGCCCUGGGAGUCCAGAGGUUUCAGCAGAUCAUAAGCCCUGCCCCCAGGAUCCCUGAUGAGCAGCACCGCACCUACAGCGAGGAGGACUUUGAGUACCACCGUCACUCCUCACACCACAUCCACCAUCCCCUGUCCAAGCUGCACUUCGAAGGGAGGAGGAAGAGCGGCAAGAAGAAAAAGAAGGAAAGCGACCGCAAGGACAAUUCAGGCCCCACCAGCAGCACCACUAUUGAGGAAGGAGAGGAUGAGGAAGAUAAUGAGGAAGAAGGUGGAGAGAGCCACACCCAUCUCUCUGAGACGUAUUGUGACACCGUCAAAGAAGAUGUGCAGUUUUUUCUGUCAGAUGAAGAUCACCUGGCCACACCUACCACAGACAUCCCCUGCCCUGCCCGAGGGCUGGAGGUUGUACCCCAGUCUGCCGUGAGCACCGACCCUGAAGAUGCCACCUCCACGGAAAAGCCCUGUCCGGCCUCGUCCAGCAGUGACCCAUCAGACCCCACCCCUCUCAUCCGCGUGGCCAGCCGCAGCUACGACCUGCAGGAGCGCCGGUGCACCGGCAACAUGACUGGCGCCGAGCAGGCUAAGUACGAGCGCAUCCCCACAGACGAGAGCGAGGCGCAGACACUGGCCUCCGCCGACCUGGAUGGGAUCAAAAGCCAUCGUUUUGAGGAUGUCCCUGGGGUACGGAGACACCUGGUCAGAAAGAGCACCAAAGGCCAAGUGGUCCAUGUUGGCAAGGACCACAAGGAGCCCAGCACACGCAGCCAAAAAAAGGACCGGACCCCACAUGAGGUGUUUGUGGAGCUGAACGAGCUUAUCAUGGAUAAGAACCAGGAGAUGCAGUGGCGGGAGACGGCCCGUUGGAUCAAGUUUGAGGAGGACGUGGAGGAGGAGACGGACCGCUGGGGCAAACCCCAUGUGGCCUCGCUCUCCUUCCGCAGCCUGCUGGAGCUCCGCAAGACCAUCUCCCAUGGGGCGGUGUUGUUGGACCUGGACCAGAAGACCUUGCCUGGCAUCGCCCACCAGGUGGUAGAGCAGAUGAUCAUCUCAGACCAGAUCAAGGCUGAGGACCGUGCAAACGUGCUCCGAGCCCUGCUGCUCAAACACAGUCACCCAAGCGAUGAGAAGGAGCACAGCCACAACCCCUUCCCCAGGAACAUCUCGGCGGCCAGCCUGGGCAACCUGCUGCCCCAGCAACACAGCUCCAACCACAUCCACCAUCCAGAGCCCUCCGUCACAGACCCCCUCAUGGGCUCGGCCAGCACAGGGGAGCAGGAGACACGCAUCGACAUGGACAAGAACGACCAGCAGCAGAAGGAGUCUACUCCAAAUAUCGGCAUACACAGGUCGAAGUCCAAGCAUGAGCUCAAGCUGCUGGAGAAGAUUCCAGAGAAUGCUGAAGCCACUGUUGUCCUUGUGGGCAGUGUGGACUUCCUGGAGCAGCCCACCAUGGCCUUUGUGCGGCUGCAGGAGGCGGAGGAGCUAGACUCUGUCCUGGAGGUCCCAGUGCCAGUCAGGUUCAUCUUCGUCCUGCUGGGACCCCCCAGCACCAACAUGGACUAUCACCAAAUCGGACGCUCCAUCUCCACACUCAUGUCUGACAAGCACUUCCAUGAGUCGGCCUAUCUGGCGGACGACCGCCAGGACCUGCUCAACGCCAUCAACGGCUUCCUGGACUGCAGCAUCGUGCUGCCCCCCUCCGAGAUGGGUGGUGAGGAGCUGCUACGCUCCGUGGCACGCUUCCAGAAGGAGAUGCUUCGCAAGCGGGAGGAGCAAGGAGCCCUGCUGGCCAAGGAGCCCAAGAGCCAGAAGGAAAAAGAGGCCCUCCUCUCGCCCGGGAAGCCGGGAGACGACCCCCUGCAGCGUACUGGACGCCCCUUCGGAGGCUUAAUCCGAGACGUGAAGCGCCGCUACCCGAAGUACGUGAGUGACUUCAAGGACGCGCUGAACGCCCAGUGCGCUGCGGCCGUCAUCUUCAUCUACUUCGCUGCCCUCUCCCCCGCCAUAACCUUCGGAGGCCUCCUGGGUGAGAAGACUGAGGGUCUGAUCGGUGUGUCUGAGCUGAUCGUGGCCACAGCGGUGCAGGGUGUUCUCUUCUGCCUCCUGGGGGCCCAGCCGCUCCUGGUGGUGGGCUUCUCCGGACCACUGCUCGUCUUUGAAGAGGCCUUCUACUCGUUCUGUAAGGGGAACGGGAUAGAGUACCUGACGGGUCGGGUGUGGAUCGGCUUCUGGCUCAUCGUCAUCGUGGUGACGACAGUGGCCUUGGAAGGUAGCUUCCUGGUCCGCUUUGUCUCACGCUUCACCCAGGAGAUCUUCUCCUUCCUCAUCUCGCUCAUCUUCAUCUUCGAGACCUUCUCCAAGAUAGGCAAGAUUUUCAUGGAGCACCCACUGCAGCGCUGUUACCUUGACAACAGCACGGCGGAGAACGCCACGAUGGAGAAUAGUACCGUGGAGCUAUUGCUUGGCAACGGCACUAUUUCGGUGGUGUCGGUGAAAGUCCUAGGGGAACCCAACACGGCACUGCUCUCCCUGGUACUCAUGUCUGGAACCUUCUUCAUUGCAUUCUACCUGCGCAAGUUCAAAAACAGUGCCUUCUUCCCUGGCAAGCUCCGUAGGAUUAUUGGAGAUUUCGGGGUCCCCAUAGCCAUCCUCAUCAUGGUUCUAGUGGACUACAGUAUACGUGACACUUACACACAGAAACUGAGCGUGCCCAGUGGCUUCUCUGUGACCAGUCCUGAGAAGCGUGGCUGGGUGAUCAACCCCCUAGGCAUGUACACCCCGUUCCCCAUCUGGAUGAUGUUUGGCAGUGUGCUGCCCGCCCUGCUGGUCUUCAUCCUCAUCUUCAUGGAGACACAGAUCACCACUCUGAUAGUGAGUAAAAAGGAGCGGAUGCUGGUGAAGGGUUCUGGCUUCCACCUGGACCUGCUGGUGAUCGUAGUGCUGGGCGGCACCUCUGCCCUGUUCGGCCUGCCCUGGAUGGCAGCCGCCACUGUGCGCUCCGUAACGCACGCCAAUGCCCUCACUGUCAUGAGUAAGGCGGUCGCCCCCGGCGACAAGCCCCGCAUCCAGGAGGUCAAGGAGCAGCGGGUUACAGGGUUGCUGGUGGCCAUCUUAGUAGGCCUUUCCAUUGUGAUCGGAGACCUGCUGCGUCAGAUCCCCAUCGCUGUGCUGUUUGGCAUCUUCCUCUACAUGGGCGUGAUGUCACUCAAUGGAAUCCAGUUCACCGAGCGCCUAAUGUUACUGCUGAUGCCCCCCAAGUACCACCCCGACCACACCUACGUCCGCAAGGUGAAAACGCUGCGGAUGCACCUGUACACGGUGAUCCAGCUGGUUUGUCUGGCGGCGCUGUGGGCCGUCAUGUCAACCGUGGCCUCUCUGGCUUUCCCUUUCGUCCUCAUCCUCACCGUCCCCGUCAAGAUGUUCCUGUUGUCGCGCAUCUUCACCGCCCGCGAGAUGCAGUGUCUGGAUGCUGAUGACGCAGAGCCCAUCUUUGAUGAGAGAGAGGUCCAUGAUGAAUACUCAGAGAUGCACAUGCCUGUGUGACUCACACCAUAAUAUACCUACCAGCCACUGUAUUCUUCCCUCAGUGUCCACACCAUUCUGCCAAUCAAUCAACCAGCCAAUGAGAUGCCUGCCCAACGGAUCCACCAGCAAAGACCCUCUAUAUAUAUAAAAUUGACAGACCCUCUGACCAUCAUUGAGCACUGUUGGUUUCCAUUGCUUUAACCACACCUGACCAAAGGGUAAAGAUGUCGCAUGCAGGCUUUGGUCUUCUGAGACCCAGCUCUGUCAUGGAGGGGUUUAAGACCACUCAUAACCCCUGUCAAUCUCAUUCACUGGGACAGAGUUCAAUUGGGUGUCAUGAGUAGAUUCAACGCUCUCAUGACAACAUACAGGCGUUCUCAUGAUGACACACAGCUGGAAAUGGGGACACAUAUGGGGGAACUUCCUGUCCUCCGAAGGGGUCAGGCGUUAGGGGUCAUAACCCUUCAGAGAGCACUUUGUGGCAUUCGGUAUGAAUACAGACUGAAAGGUCCAAUUGGUUCAGCAUAUUUAUUUCGUUCAUCAUCAUCAUCCAUGUUUUAAAAUAUUUCAACAUAUUUGCCUUUUUUUGUGGGGGGGGUUCAAAUUCAGUUGUGUGUUUAUAGAUGUGUAUUUUCAAGGUUUAUUCCAGUGACCGUAUAUGGUAGGUAGUUUAGUACACAAUUAUUCAUUUUUCAACCUUGAAAGGUUGUGCUGAUUCACAUUGAAUGUGUGGAGGAUUAUAUAUACAUUCCUUGAGUCAAUAUAUUUAACAUAUUGUGCUUUCACUUUUUAUGUUUAGCUCUUUUAGCUCACUAAGUGCCUUAUGAAGGACAUGAUGGCUGUACAGAGAAACCUAAUUAUGUUACUUUUGUUUUUAGCAGCUGUUCCUUCAAGAGCACCUCUAAGCCCUCUGCACUAUUUAAGGCACCAAAUCUGGACAUUUCAACAACAAAAAAUAUUUUGGGGUAUAUUAUUGAAUGUUUUAUAUUUUACUUAGUGUCUAUCAAACACUAUGCUGUGUAUUUUUGUAUUUUUUUUUUUAAUAUGCCUUAGAUUUUUCUCUCCUGACCAAUUCCAUUAGCUAAAAAGGAAGGAGUGUGAUUUUAUGUUUCCAAGCGAUUGCAAAGGGGACACAAACUGCUCCAACCUCAGACUGAUAUUAAGGUAGUGGUAGUCCAGUGGUUUUACCAAUAGUCAUUACAACACUGCUCAGCAAUCACAGCAGUCUUGUGAAGUCUUGAUGAAAUGUGCGUGUCUAUGUUAUUGUGUAGAUUAUUUGCUUUCAUCCAGUCAUCAUCCCCCUCUAGUGUUUAUGCUGCCAUUGUGGUGGCUAAAGUUUACCAGCAGAGGGAGACAAAAUGUAACCAAAGCACACAUUGUAGUACCAAAUGAUUUUAAAGUACUGUACUGAACGUGAAAUAACUCUCCCCAACCGUUUCUUUUUCGUUAGCAUUUUCUCCAUAAAAACUGAAAUGGGAUGACAUCUCUCAAGUGCUACACAAUCUCAAGACAUUUCUGAAGUACUGUGUAUAUACACUAAACAUAGUGCUACUUUCACCAAGUACAGUAAACGUCUUGUAUUGUUUUAAUAAGGAGCUGUUUGGUUUCUCAUGUUUGGUCAUCUAAAGUAUAUCCUGCUGAAUCCCUUUCUGAAGGUUAUCGACAUGCAUCUGUGGGGUUCACAAUGAGGACAUCAAUAGAAGAGACAGUAUAUGUCCUGGGGGGGGGGACCUUUUGCAUUCUCACUGUGUGUUUGUUAAAGUGGUCUACCUACCAGCAUAAAGCUAGUCAGUGUUUUGGGGGGGGGGGGCACUAAUCUAUUUGUAUUUUCCUGUGUGUGAGUGGUUUUAUUUCUUGCCAAAUCUCGGCCAUUUAAAACGUUUCAAGUGUGGUCAGAACUAUCAAAUGUGGGCGUUAACUCACCUGUUCCUUGCCACCAGGUUUAUGAUGUUCCCGAGGUGGGUAAAGUGGUUCAGCAGGUCAAGGCCAUUCUCUCACAACAUUCCAUUUUUGUCAUACCUCUAAGGUCUUUUUUUUUUUCAAGUAGUAUUAGUGAUUAUUAUCAAAAUGUGUCAUUAUUAUCCAAAGUUUUUAUAUAGAAUCAAAUGUGUUGUCUAAAAUUCCUAAAUGAUACUGUUGAUGAAAUUUCUGUUCAGUCUGUGUAGGCAAUCUCCUUAGUUUCGCCCAUGCCAGGGUAAUCUCUUGUGGACAGACUAUGUAAACAUAAAUCGUACUGUAGAUCUGUCAUGAUACAACUGGAUGUGUGAGAUCAGCAGCAUUAGUUCCAGUGCUUGGGUUUUUUGUCACUGGUUAUUUGGACAAAUCCUGAUUUUGCAGGUGUUAGCAUCUUUCUAAUUUCGGAUGGAGCAGGGACAUUUGGCUCAUAUACUUGCCUGUAACUUGCAAAGAGAAAGGGUAGAGUUCUUUUGUUUUCGGUUCUGAUCCUCGUUCUAUCUCUUCUCUUAACACUUAUGGACCCAGAUCUUAAUUGAACAUCUGACCAAUUACGCAAGACUUAAGUUCUGGGUUUACUAAGAUUGAUGCCAGGGGAAUGGCUUGAAGCCUUUUUAAAGAUGUUGUUUUUAAUAUAUACGGAUGUCUGAAGUUAGACCUAUGAAUAUACUUUUUUUUACCUGAAAUGCAGUCAUUGAUUGUGAAGACUGGACCUCAUGUCUGUCUUUUGUUCUUUAUUGCUUUACUGUUUCUCAAGCAAGGGAGAGGCCGAAGACAUCACUAAUCCCUUCAGAACAACUCCUUGAAUACCCUACUCCUUGAAACAUAUUUUUUUUAUCCUUUAGUGUGUGUACUUUACUGUAUUUAUACUUGGGAUAUUGCCUUUCAACAGUAAAAGUUCAAAAAUGUAUCUUUCUGUGCACCUCAACUAAGCUAUACUCGGCUCCAUAUUCCCAUGGUCUAUGGCUACAGGGAGCCCAACUCUGAUCUUUUGUUCAAUUAUUGGCAAAAGAGCUGAUCUGAUUGGUCAAAAGACCAAUAAGUGGAAAAAAUAUCAGAAUCCGGCUGCCGGUGUAAACGCAAUCGAAGUCCUAUAUUUGUGCCUGAAUUGAUCUACAGCUGCACGUGAAUGUAUACGAUAUGUGAUUGUGACAUUUAUCACCUGAAUCUGUCAUAGCCGUCAUAUAUGUUUCCAGUAUGUCACUCAAGUUCAAUUCGUUUUCACUUUUCGAAUGCCCAUGGAUCAAGGCCUGCAUUCACAACACGUUUCAGAGUAGGAGUGAUGAUGGGAUCAGAUUUCCAUUUUAGAUCCUACUGAAUAAGAUGAUAUGAACAGAGGGGAUCUGAUCCUAGCACUCCUACUCACUCUUCAUGAAUACAGGUCCUGAUCCCUCACAUGUAUUGCAAUGUGGCAUUAUGUGUUGUCUUGAGUGUUUGAAGGGUGUUGUGUAGAUGUUUUAAAAGAUGUUGCCGUAAUUCAUGACCAUGGACAAAAUGGUGGUGUGCAAAUUUUUUUUUUUUUAAUGGAAAGCGUUAUGGAUGGAGGGAAUAUGUUCUGUACAUGAUUGUCAGUGCCCAUGGAAACAUUGCUAUAAUGCAGUUCCAUUUUAAAAGAAACACAAAGCA